Molecule: messenger RNA, 2930 nt
Organism: Alternaria rosae
Lineage: Eukaryota; Fungi; Ascomycota; Dothideomycetes; Pleosporales; Pleosporaceae
Product: fungal-specific transcription factor domain-containing protein
Exons: 4
Coding region: 212-2836 (874 amino acids)
Biological process (GO): regulation of DNA-templated transcription; DNA-templated transcription
Molecular function (GO): zinc ion binding; DNA binding; DNA-binding transcription factor activity, RNA polymerase II-specific
Source: RefSeq, a predicted model, not a curated record
GAUUGUAUCUUGCCGAACGCAAACUAAGGCAGGCACGUUGAACGUCGCGACGGGCGCCAACGUCACAGCUACCUAAUUCGAGCCCGCUGUUCCUCUGCCUCGACACUGGUGGCUAAUCCAUAUUACUUUCCUACCCGGCCCAGAUAAUGGAAUAACUAACUCGUCCUCGGAGCCUGCGCGGACUGUCUCUUCACCCCCUUCGUGGUCAACCAUGGCCCGCGCCGCUACUGCCACCUCAUCCAACAGAGACGACCAAGAUAACUCACAGGCGCAGGACACAAAAGCCAGUAAGAGGCGUUGUGUCCAGUCGGCCUGUGUGCCCUGCCGGAAACGCAAGUCCAAAUGUGACGGUAGCACACCCAUUUGCGCGACUUGCACUGCCGUUUACAAAACUGAAUGUUACUACGAUGCUGAGAGCGAAAGUCGCCGCACUAAGGCUGCUCCAACGAUUGCAAACAAUACUGGGACCAAACGCGACGCCUCCCUUGUCGCCGCCUCCAGCCCCGAAAAUGCAUCCAGCGCCGAUUUCAUCGUCAAUUCGUUGAGACGACUACCUGAGGAGCACGUCCAAGAAUUCCUCAAUCACAUUCGAAGAGAUCCCAACCUCGACCUCGCCUCCCUAGCUGAAACAUGGCGCAAGAACGUGACGCUGACGCAGAGCGAGCCCGUCGAUGUUCAAAGCCUCGAGUCAGAUCUGAGCGUGCUGCUUGGGAAGCCAGCUGUGACGUCCACCGGCCAGAGCAGACACUUUGGACAUUCCGCAAGCCUAGGCUUGGUACCCGAAGAUGAGAACUUCGGUGGCGGCCGGCUGCGUACCAACAGCGUGAAACCAGAGCGUCAAGGUUCAACGUGGACCAACGUAACCGAUGACCUGGCUUUUGUUGAGAAGCUGCUUGAUCUCUAUUUUACCUGGAGUCAUCCUUUCUACGUGCUCUUCAGCCGAGAAUGCUUUUACAAGGACUUCAGAGCGGGACGCGACAAGUAUUGCUGCUCUCUACUGGUCAAUACUAUAUGCGCAUAUGCAUGUCAUCUUACGGACGAUCCUGCGGGCCGCACGGAUCCUGACAACUUCCGUACUGCUGGCGAUCACUUCUUUGCUGAGGCCAGGCGACUUUUGUUCGACGAUGAGACCCCGAGCCUGACAACUGUCCAGGCGCUCUGCAUUAUGUCGAUGCGUGAGCCAAGUACAGGGAGAGAAAGUUCUGGCUUUUCCUACAUGGGAAGGUGUCUUCGUAUGUGUGUUGAGCUUGGUUUGCACUUGAACUACGGCGCCAACCCUACGCUUGGCUUGACACCAAGUGAGAUCGAAGUGAGAAAGGUCACAUUCUGGGGUUGCUUCACUGUAGAUACAAUCUGGACGAUUGUUACCGGCCGCAUAUCUCAGCUUCCUCGAGCUGCAAUCACUCUCGACAAGCCUAUGCUGGAAGAAACCUCUAACCUUCCCGAGGCUUAUCCUGCCCCCUCACAAACCACAGUAGGUGGAGUUGUGACCACCCGCAUGUUCCUUCAGGAAUUCACAUCGCUCUCGGAGCUCGUCAAUGACAACAAUCACAUGUUCUUUGCGCCAAAAGAGCGACUUACAAGCAGUAAAUUGCUUGAUUGCUACCAUAGAUACCAAGUCUGGUACAGAAGACUGCCAGCUUCGAUAAGCCUGGAGGGAAAGAAGGAACCUGAGCCACAUAUAUUAGUACUACACAUGCUUUACUGGACCAUUAUCGUUCACCUCUUCCGGCCUUUGCUCAAAGUCGACCUCAUUCACUCCGAUAUACGCCCCCGCGACAUCUGCGUAGACGCAGCUAACAAAGUAUCUGAACUAGUCCGGAUCUACCGGCAGUUCUACGACUUUCGUCAGGCCCACCUGCUCAUACCACAUGUAUUACUCACUGUUUGCGUUGUGCACUUGCUCUAUUCAAAGGACAACAGUGUUUCUCGACAGAACCUCAUCGAAGGCAUGCAGGGACUAGACGAUCUUCACGAGUGUCACUAUUUCGGCGCGAGGAGUUUCCGCAUCAUAUACACCUUGGCGAAGACGUGGAAGCUGCCUUUUCCAGAAGAACUCGGCGGUUCCUCGUUGAUACCAACAAGUGACCCUAACAAGCCCCAAGGUACUAUCAGUCCUCCAGCAGAUCCUCUUUUGAUACCUCCCAAUACAACAACUAUCACCGGCAAUCGGAUAGGUCCUGGUCGUCUUCAUCCGCCUAUUACUCAGAGGAGGGAGAGCCUGUCGAUGUUUGCUCCUCAAGCAGGGUUGCAAUUGGCUACCCACCCCGCCAAUUCGAGGCCAGGUAGUGUGGUAUCGAGCCAACACCAACCGUCUCCUGUUGUAGGGCAUACACCCACCCAUCAUACUUACAACACGGGGAUGGCUUUAUCGACAUAUCAGUAUUCGCAGCCCAUGUCGUCCGCACCCAACAUGUCUACGGCAAUGACAUCUCCGUCUACCGAUACCGCAGAAUCCAUGUUCUGGAACCCGAUUCCUGGAGUGCCAGGACCGAUUCUGCCACGCCACACUUAUCAGCAAUUAAGUCCGAUGGGUCUGGAGAGUGUUCUCCACCACACAGAUGUAGGUGAUCGUCUUGGUCGGGAUGGUUUCAAAAUGAGCGAGGACUGGCGAUCGAGCCAUAUCAACGGUUUCAAUACAAACAUUGGAAGCAACGUAUACGGCAAUCCGCAUAGCCAGGCAGAUGCCGGCUAUGCGCACCGAGCGAGCUACGUACAGCCGACUGAAAAUGUGAGCUACCCACAAAGUACACAUGAGGGGAACCACCAUGCGCAAGAAGGGUACGAUCCGGGAUGGUGGCAGAACACGAACGGAAACCAAGGACCGAUGAGUUGAUAGACGCGCGAUCCCAAGAUCGAUUAUGGGAGCGUUCCUCACGCGAGGCAGCAGACGGUUCCGUAAGCUCCACCAAGGCGGGAAGCCCAUAUAC